Messenger RNA from Chrysochloris asiatica (Cape golden mole), 887 nucleotides. It is a transcript of the gene VCPKMT, whose product is annotated as valosin containing protein lysine (K) methyltransferase. The record is from RefSeq and is a predicted model, not a curated record. Gene Ontology annotation, molecular function: protein-lysine N-methyltransferase activity. The transcript has 6 exons. Gene Ontology annotation, biological process: peptidyl-lysine methylation. Gene Ontology annotation, cellular component: cytosol; cytoplasm. Lineage: Eukaryota; Metazoa; Chordata; Mammalia; Afrosoricida; Chrysochloridae. Bases 37 to 726 code for a protein of 229 amino acids.
GUCACUGCUCGUGGCGCAUCGGGUUGCGGAAUAGCAAUGGCGGCUAAUGCGGACUCGGAAACUGAGGAUCCGCUGCGGUGCUUCGUGCGGGCUUUGGAGAAGCGGGAUGGCACGAUAUUGCGACUGCAGCAGUACGGCUCUGGUGGCGUGGGCUGUGUGGUUUGGGACGCUGCCAUUGUCCUUUCUAAAUACUUAGAAACACCUGGGUUUUCUGGCGACGGCGCCCACGCGUUGAGCCAGCGGUCGGUACUGGAACUGGGCUCUGGCACGGGGGCUGUGGGACUUAUGGCCGCUACUCUCGGGGCAGAUGUUGUAGUCACCGACCUUGAGGAAUUGCAAGACUUACUGAAGAUGAAUAUUAAUAUGAACAAACACCUUGUCACUGGUUCUAUUCAAGCCAAGGUACUGAAAUGGGGGGAAGAAACGGAAGACUUUCCUUCUCCACCAGACUACAUACUGAUGGCCGACUGCAUUUACUACGAGGAGUCUUUGGAACCAUUGCUGAAAACCCUAAAAGAUCUCAGUGGAUCUGAGACUUGUAUAAUAUGUUGUUAUGAACAACGAACAAUGGGAAAAAAUCCAGAAAUUGAGAAAAAAUAUUUUGAGCUCCUUCAACUGGACUUUGACUUUGAAAAAAUUCCUUUGGAAAAACAUGAUGAAGAAUAUCGAAGUGAAGAGAUUCAUAUUUUAUACAUCAGGAAAAAAAAAUUGAAAUUUCCAUCAUGAAGCCUCUAACCAGUUUAUCCAAGCUUCAUAACAACCUGGAUAACUUAAGAUGUGAAUGAAGCAUGUGAAUACAGCAUGGGAAGAUUAUGUUCAUAGAUUUUUCCAGCAUGUUCUUAAAGAUUCAAUACAUAGAUGGCAACCACCUUGGGCUGCCUACAGUA